This is a messenger RNA of Schizosaccharomyces japonicus yFS275, 1135 nucleotides long. RefSeq lists its product as hypothetical. Lineage: Eukaryota; Fungi; Ascomycota; Schizosaccharomycetes; Schizosaccharomycetales; Schizosaccharomycetaceae. The transcript has a single exon. The record is from RefSeq and is a predicted model, not a curated record. The coding region runs from base 307 to 627 and encodes 106 amino acids.
CUUGAUUGUGUCAUAAGCUACCGAGUAGAUCGUAUUACAAGAGGCCUUCUUUAUAGCCAGGCCUGCUCUUUUUUUAGAAACUUCGCUUAGUUGCAAAAUUCACAUGGAGCACUUGUGUUUGUUGCCGCUUUGUGAUGUGUGGCCCUGAAUUAGCACAAAGAAACGAUAUUUAUAUUCAGUAUUCUUAUAUUUUCGAAUGUGGUUCAGGCCUUCAAUAUUAUACCCUACGUAAUAACUGAAAGUUUAAUCUUUUCAGUGUGCAUAAUCUUCGAUUAUACUAGUCUAGGAGCAUUUUAUACCUCCUGCAUGUCAAACAUUUCAGGACCCGAUUGUACUGAUGUAAUAGCGAAAUACUUAGCCAUAGGAAUAAUCGGCGGUUUUGCAGGCUUCGCAGCUGACUCGGGUUAUAACUUUUUGGACGUUGCAGACAUUGUGAAACAUUCGACUAAAAGAAAUGAUAAUGCCGAUCCGAAAGACAUUAAUGCAGUCGAGGAUUCUGACAAAAGACGGACAGACUCGAGUGAAAUUAUUAUCGACUAUUCUGACAUUCAAGAACUCAUUAAUCAUCUAAAACUUGAAUGUCCAUGUAAGCCGCGUAGCAUUGAUAGUUCUUAUACUGAACUUUAAAAGAAUAAAUAUUGCUCUCUAAUGUUAACUCUAAGUCAUUGCAAGACCAUUACUGGAAAAGUCGGCUUCUUCAAUACAACUAAGUAGAGUAGCAAUUUUUACCCACAUUCCUAUUUAUUAGCCAUUCAUUCAUAACAACUACGGUCGAAAAGUGCUUAAAAACCGUAAAGUUUCACCAACUCCUAUUGCGCAACACAUUCGUAACUGUUUACCGUUGCGAGAAACCACGGCAUUGAUGAAUUAAAAACAAAACACUUCGCGCAAUGUUUCCUGUCUUGUACUCAAAGACAAAUAUAAACUCAGUCAUUACAGACAGACAGUUGCAUUGGAACUAGUAUUGAUAAAAGAAAAUCAGCUAAUUAAUACUAUUAUGUAAUCUGUGAGCGGAACGGCUCCGAAGCUAGCAUUCAAUUAAUAGUAAUGUAACAAAGCUUUAGUAACUACGAGAAGGGGCUAUACCAAAACUGUUUAUAUCUUGAAGUAGAUAUUGGCAAUUGACAACUAUGUC